AUGAGGUUCUUACUCAUCUUGCUUCACCUCGCGGUGGCCUUUGCGCUGGCCAUCGUAGAGCAAACUACUAUUACCAACAAGGCCCCGAGCAUCAUUGUGGUAGAGUUGACUGAAGACAACGUUGUUUUCGAUACUAUAGAACAACGCAUGUUCGACUACCUAUGCAUAUUUACCCGCCGUCACACCUUCAACUCCCCGUCCUUUCGAGGCCUCUCGUUCAGCUUGUCCUGCGAGGGAGAUAGGGAAGUAGUCCGGAGCAAAGUACUGCCUAUAAUCCAGUCCUUAGACUUCGUGGAGAAGGCUUCUCUCGCCUCGUGGAGUCAUGAAACGCCUCAACACCCACAACAGCGACCCCAACAACAUGCAGCUCUUCUGGGAGAAACAUCACACAAAGCAAAACGACAAACCACCGCAUCCCCUAGCUCUGAAUUGUAUCAAUCACUCACCCUUCCAACACACAACGACACAGGUGUAUCCCGCCUCCACGCCGAAGGCACCCUCGGCACCGGCAUGCGCAUCGCGGUAAUCGACACGGGCUUUGACCUUGCCUCUCCUGGGCUCUCUCAGACGCGAGUGGCGUAUAACUACAACUACGUCGAGGAUGCCUUCAACUUUACAGGCGACAAUUGCAUUAACUUCUUGCACGGAACGCAUGUUCUGGGUAUCAUUGCCGCCGAGAGCGAGGAAAGAGAGUUUGGGGUAGUAGGCGUGGCGCCGAAUGUGACGGUUGAACUUGGGUUGGAUAAUUUGAUGGCUGCCAUUGAAAAUGCCAGUAGCAGGGAUGUUGAUCUUAUAAUGAUUGGGUAUGGAAUUGGGCUUGCUUUUGAAGAGGAGCCCGUUGCUCGUUUGGUCAGCCAAGCCGUUGCGAAUGGAACGGCGGUGACGGUUGCGUCUGGGAAUGGCGGGCCGGGCUUGUUCACGGGCAUAUCACCCGCCAACGCCCGUGGUGCUGCGGCGAUCGGGUCGGCGGAUAAUUCUGCGACGCCGUAUUACACGUGGCGAGCCAACUUCACAUCUGGCGAUGAUGCCGGUUUCGUUCGUUACGCGCCACAGUUUCCUGCCAACUUUCCUGCCGGGAAUAACCUCACUCUAUGGAGUCCUGGCUCUGCGGAAGGGUUGCCGGAGGGGUGUAACCCCGCGCCGGGGGGCUUUGUCCCUCCUGCCGACCCGGCGAAUACCAUUAUGCUCAUUGAGGAAGAUCAUUGCUGGUUGAGUCCUGGGAACACGUCAACCCGGCUCGCGCUUGGGUUGGGGAUUCCGUACGUGUUGCGGUAUCAGCCUUCGUCGGCCUCAGUCGUCGAUGGGAUGCAGUGGCGGCCUGGGUUUGCUGAAUAUUCCAGGAAUUACAAGGGCAUUGCUCGGAUCUCCAACGAGGAUGGGCUUUUCCUCGCGAGCCUACUUUCCAACGGCUCCUCUGUACGGAUCUCCGUCCCCUCGAACAUCUCUGAGGCGCAUGAGGAGGUACUCUACCGAGACAAUGAUAUUUCGAGUGGUCUCGUCUCCGGGUUCUCUAGCUGGGGUCCCACGCCCGAAGGAAAGAGUUACCCGUCCUUCAUCGCGCCGGGAGAGAAUAUCCUCAGUACGUUCCUGCCGAGGUAUGGCGGCGUGGCUGUUGUCGGCGGGACGAGCAUGUCGAAUCCGUUUGCCGUGGGCGUGUACGCCCUGGUGAAGGAACGGCAUCCGGACUACGAUCCGCAGCAGAUUCUCGCGGUGGUGACAUCGACUGCGAAGCCGGUGCGGUUCAUUGAUGAUGCGAGGCAGAAGAAGGAGUUUCUGGCGCCGGUGUUCAGUCAGGGUGGUGGACUUGUUGACGCGUGGGAUGCUGUUCACACCGUCUCAUUGGUGAAUAUUUCGAGUUUGGACUUCAAUGAUACGACGCGUCGGCCGGAGGCGCUGACCCUCAGCUUAAAGAAUACGGGGACGGAGACGUUGAAGUAUAAGUUGAGACAUCUGGGCGCGGCGUCGGGGUAUAUCCUGAGCGAGACGGAUCCGUACGGCUUGACUGGUGCGGAAGGGUAUCCGGUGUAUGCGGAUGUGGAUAUAUCCCCGGCAGAGGUGGAACUUGCUCCGGGCGGAUCUACAACUAUCUCGGUAUCCGUCCGAUCCAAUCCAGCGCUCCCUGCGACGUCUAGGGGUAUUUUCUUCGGAGGCUUCAUUGAGAUCGUGUCCUCUGCAUCUGAGGCGAAUACGCUCACGAUUCCAUACAGCGGCUUCGGCACACCGUUGGUCGAUAUCCCGAUGAUCAACCCCAACGCAUCGCACCUCGUCAAAGUUGACCCCUCGACUAAUCUCGACACGGAAGUACCGCCCGAUACCCUCUUCACAUGCCUCUUCAACGGAACCAUCCCCAAGCCGGCGUGGCCUGUCACCUGCGACCUCGGCUUUCCCGGGUUCCGCAAGGUGUUUGUCACUGCGAGCCGGGAGUAUACCUACGAUCUUGUCAGCGCCGAGACGGGCGAGGAUGUAUUGGCCGGGACGUUUAGGGGCAGUGCGGAGAAUUGGGCUGCGCCCUCGAGCUGGUGGGUUUGGGAUGGAUCGGAGGAGGAUAGGAAGUAUGUGCCGCCUGGUGCGUAUUUUUGGAGGGUCAGGGCGUUGAGGUUGAAUGGGGAUGCUGGGAGGGCGGGGGAUUGGGAUGUUUGGGAGAGUGGGAGGUGGAGAUUGGCUUAUGAUGGGAGGAGUGUUGGGCUUCCUGGGAAUAUUACCAUAGGGUAG
Colletotrichum scovillei is the source of this 2712-nucleotide messenger RNA. Its product is annotated as serine endopeptidase. The transcript has 4 exons. The coding region runs from base 1 to 2712 and encodes 903 amino acids. Gene Ontology annotation, cellular component: cytosol; membrane; cell wall. The record is from RefSeq and is a predicted model, not a curated record. Gene Ontology annotation, biological process: proteolysis. Gene Ontology annotation, molecular function: tripeptidyl-peptidase activity; serine-type endopeptidase activity. NCBI's taxonomy places the organism in Eukaryota, Fungi, Ascomycota, Sordariomycetes, Glomerellales, Glomerellaceae.